Geodia barretti is the source of this 1935-nucleotide messenger RNA. Lineage: Eukaryota; Metazoa; Porifera; Demospongiae; Tetractinellida; Geodiidae. The record is from the annotation of a GenBank genome assembly.
AUGGACGCGACCCGCGCUCUGGGUUUGCCGCCCAACCAUACCGUCUCGCCCCAGGAAGCGCGGGCCAACGCGGCGAAGCGUGCCCGGGGAGCUGGACCCGAUGUCGGCAAGGUGCAGGACCGUAGCGUUCCCGGUCCCGCCGGGGAAGUGCCAGUGCGCAUCUACACACCGGAGGGCGACGGGCCGUUCCCGGUGCUCGUCUGGUAUCACGGCGGCGGCUGGGUUGUGGGCAACCUGGAAUCGGCGGACGGUACAGCUCGGAAUCUUUGCGCCGGUUCGCGGUGCGUGGUCGUUUCCGUGGACUACCGCCUUUCUCCGGAAGCCAAGUUCCCUGAGCCCUUUGACGACUGUUACUACGCCACCGUGUGGGCCAGCGACCACGCCGGCGAGAUUGGCGGCGUGCCCGGCGUGGUCGCGGUGGGCGGCGACAGCGCCGGCGGCAACCUGGCGGCGGCGGUGAACAUCAAAGCGGCGGACACCGGAGACUUCCGCGUCAGCCACCAACUGCUGGUAUACCCGGUCACCGACGCCAAAUGCGACACCGGUUCCUACGAGGACAACGGCACCGGGUACGGGCUGGAGCGCGUUGGCAUGAUCUGGUUCUGGGACCAGUACCUGGCCGACCCCGCCCAGGCGGAGGACCCGCUGGUCGCGCCGUUGCAGCUCAGCCCCGAUUUCGACGCCGUCGACGACCUGGCUCCGGCCUUGGUCAUCACCGCGGAAUACGAUCCGCUGCGCGACGAAGGCGAGGCUUACGCGCGGCUGCUGAACGAAAUGGGCGUUCCGGCGGAAUCCAACCGCUACGACGGGAUGAUCCACGGCUUCUUCAGCAUGGCCAGCGUCAUGGAUACCGCCCGCGUGGCAAUGGACGACGCCUGCCGGUUCCUGCGCGGCGCCGUGGAUGACAUGACCGAGGAGUACCACCGCCGCCACGAGGGUGACCCGUUGGCGAUGCGCAAACUGUUGGAUCCGCAGGCUGCCCACGUCCUGGAGCUCUUCGACUCCCUGGGUCUCAAGCCGUUCCAGGAAAUGGACGUGAACGAGUGCCGCGAAAUAAUGAACAGCCGCCCACGACCGGAGGGACCGGCAGUAGGCAAGGUUCAGGACCUGGUCAUCAGGAACGAGCACGGGAAAGAGCCGGGCGACGUGCCGAUCCGCAUCUACACGCCCGCCACCGAAGGGCCGUGGGGCACGCUGGUCUGGUACCACGGCGGGGGUUGGGUCAUCGGCAACGUGGAAACUGCCGACGCGACCGCGCGCGAGCUCUGCGUCGGCGGCAACUGCGUGGUGAUCUCGGUGGACUAUCGCCUCGCGCCCGAGUACAAGUUCCCCACGCCCUUUGAAGAUUGCCUGACGGCGACCAUGUGGGCGAUGGCGAAUGCCAACGCGCUGGGAAGCCGCGCCGACCUCAUCGCGGUCGGAGGCGACAGCGCCGGCGGCAACCUCGCCGCGGCCGUGGCCCUGGCGCAGGACGACUUCCCCCAGCCGCUCGCCUUCCAGUUGCUGGUCUAUCCUGCCACCGAUUUCGCCUACGAUACGCGUUCGUACAACGUGAACGGGCAGGGCAUGUUCCUGGAGACCGCGAGCAUGCGCUGGUUCUGGGACCAUUACAUCGACAAUACCGAUCUGUCCGGUUACAACAUCUUCGCAUCGCCCGGCCGGGCCCGGUUGUCGCCGGACCUGCCGCCGGCUCUGGUGAUCACGGCGGAGUUCGAUCCGCUGCGCGACGAGGGCGAAGCCUACGCUGGCGCCCUUGAAGACGCCGGCAUCGCCACCACGCUGAUCCGGUAUGACGGCGUUAUCCACGGAUUCUUCGGCCUUCCCCAUGUCAUCGACAAGGGUCGGCAGGCCGUGGACGCCGCCUGCGCCCAACUGUCAGACGCAUUCGGCGCCGCGCUGGGGCAACCCGAGGCUAUGGCCGCCGCAGACAACUGA